Messenger RNA from Drosophila takahashii, 4029 nucleotides. It is a transcript of the gene ChT, whose product is annotated as choline transporter. NCBI's taxonomy places the organism in Eukaryota, Metazoa, Arthropoda, Insecta, Diptera, Drosophilidae. The record is from RefSeq and is a predicted model, not a curated record. Gene Ontology annotation, cellular component: plasma membrane. Gene Ontology annotation, molecular function: choline:sodium symporter activity. Gene Ontology annotation, biological process: transmembrane transport; choline transport; acetylcholine biosynthetic process.
CUUACAAUAGCGAGUGGAGAGUCGUGAUUUUUGAAGCCAAGGACACACCUCAAAAACUGCAAACAUGAUCAAUAUCGCUGGCGUGGUGAGCAUCGUGAUGUUCUACCUCCUGAUCCUGGUGGUGGGCAUCUGGGCGGGUCGCAAGAAGCAGUCCGGAAAUGAUUCCGAGGAGGAGGUGAUGCUGGCCGGUCGCUCCAUCGGCCUGUUCGUGGGCAUCUUCACCAUGACAGCCACCUGGGUGGGCGGUGGCUACAUCAACGGUACGGCCGAGGCCAUCUACACAUCGGGUCUCGUGUGGUGCCAGGCUCCAUUUGGAUACGCUCUGAGUUUGGUAUUCGGAGGCAUCUUCUUUGCCAAUCCGAUGCGUAAGCAGGGAUACAUCACCAUGUUGGACCCCCUGCAGGAUUCCUUUGGUGAGCGAAUGGGCGGCCUGCUCUUCCUGCCCGCUCUCUGUGGCGAGGUUUUCUGGGCCGCUGGCAUCCUGGCCGCCUUGGGCGCCACUCUGUCGGUGAUCAUCGACAUGGACCAUCGCACCUCGGUGAUCCUGUCCUCUUGCAUCGCCAUCUUCUAUACGCUCUUCGGAGGACUCUACUCCGUGGCGUACACGGAUGUGAUCCAGUUGUUCUGCAUCUUCAUCGGCCUGUGGAUGUGCAUUCCCUUUGCCUGGAGCAACGAGCACGUGGGCAGCCUGAGUGACCUGGAGGUGGAUUGGAUUGGGCACGUGGAGCCUAAAAAGCAUUGGCUUUACAUAGACUACGGUUUGCUGCUCGUCUUUGGGGGCAUUCCCUGGCAGGUCUACUUCCAGCGGGUGCUCUCCAGCAAGACGGCAGGAAGGGCUCAGCUGCUGUCCUAUGUGGCCGCCGCCGGCUGCAUCCUGAUGGCCAUUCCUCCAGUGCUCAUCGGAGCUAUUGCCAAGGCCACACCUUGGAACGAGACGGAUUACAAGGGACCCUAUCCCCUCACCGUGGACGAGACGAGCAUGAUUCUGCCCAUGGUGCUGCAGUACCUCACGCCCGAUUUCGUGUCCUUCUUUGGGCUGGGAGCCGUUUCCGCCGCCGUGAUGUCCUCCGCCGACUCCUCAGUGCUCUCCGCCGCCUCCAUGUUCGCCCGGAAUGUGUACAAAUUGAUUUUCCGUCAGAAGGCGUCCGAGAUGGAAAUCAUUUGGGUGAUGCGCGUUGCCAUCAUUGUCGUGGGCAUCCUGGCCACAAUUAUGGCCCUCACCAUUCCCUCCAUUUACGGCUUGUGGUCCAUGUGCUCGGAUCUGGUCUACGUCAUCCUGUUCCCGCAGCUGCUGAUGGUGGUGCACUUCAAGAAGCACUGCAACACAUACGGCAGUCUAUCGGCGUACAUUGUGGCCCUGGCCAUCCGUCUGUCGGGCGGCGAGGCCAUCCUGGGACUGGCUCCGUUGAUCAAGUAUCCCGGCUACGACGAAGAGACCAAGGAGCAGAUGUUCCCCUUCCGCACCAUGGCCAUGUUGCUCAGCCUGAUCACACUGGUCUCGGUCUCCUGGUGGACUAAAAUGAUGUUCGAGUCCGGAAAGUUGCCGCCCAGCUACGACUACUUCCGCUGCGUGGUCAACAUUCCGGAGGACGUGCAACGCGUGGGCGAUCCCUCGGAGUCGGGAGAGCAGCUAUCGGUGAUGGCUGGACCACUGGCCCGAUCCUACGGCGCUGCCACCAUGGCUGGGAAGGAUGAGCGAAACGGCCGCAUCAAUCCCGCCCUGGAAUCGGACGACGAUCUGCCGGUGGCGGAGGCCAGACGCAUCAACCAGGAGACGGCGCAGGCGCAGGUCAAGAAGAUGCUGGACACGGCCACCGGGGUGAAGCCCGCCGGCGGAGGAGGUGGCCAGAUGAGCCAGAGCGGGAUGGCCAUGCCCACCGCGGAGCAGGAUAAUACGGCCUUCUGAGCGGAGUAGAAAGUCCCAUAGGCCCGAAAGUAGGCUGCAGUCCGGAGCAGUGAAUUAUCCGAUUUUAAGUUGCGCUUGUUAGGGGGAUUCAAAUGGGGGGCUGUUGGGUCGUCAGAAGGUGGGAAACGGAGUACAGAAAGUAUUAGGAAAAACGUACGUUAAACACACAAGUGCUCAGGUAAAAAGUGCAGAAAGCUGAUCGUAAAGUUUACAUUUUCAUUUAGCCAACUUAUUGUGUAUAGUUUCUACAAGCUUAAAGCGUUCUAUCGGUAUUCAUUUUGAUGUUAGAGAAUCUAUGUGUAAAUGUUCAAAACGGUAUCAGAAGUGCAGAAAUCGAUUAACCGAAUACAUAUCAACUGCAUUUUUCCUGGCCCGAGAAUUGCAAAAAAUUAACAAGAAUACUACGUAUUAACCCUGAAGAGUUAGGCCGGAAAAGAGGCUAAAUUAUAAGUACAUGUAUGUAUAACCAUUGAGUCGAGCAUUUGAGAGAUGUUUACGCCACGUAAGCAAUACGAAUCGGCAUUCCUGGCAUUAGCAUAUCGAUCAUAUACUAUUUAGAUGCAUCGUGCAUAUAAUGUGAAUCAUGUGUCCUUCCAGAACGAACAAAGCUAAGCAAAACUAUCCACAAACUAAUGCAAACGAAACAUAUCAAAACAAGCGGAAGGGAAAGGAAGUAUAUAUCAAUAUACAUAUCACUCGUGAAACUGUUGUUUGUAAGCUUUAGAGGAGAAUCGAGAUAUACAUACCUAGAUCAACUAUACCAAUACCCAAUAAAAUGUGCAAACAAAGUAGUCGUGUAAGUGACCGAAAACGAGGCAUAUCGAGUUAUAUAGGAAUGAAUUUUAGCUGCUCUCAAAGAGCAAAACCACAAAGUAUAUGGCAGAUCAUACACAGGAAAGCAUACAAAGAUGAAACAAUUAUACAUACUAUAUGUAACAUGUUGCGUCGUAGUACCUAAAUAUAUACCUAUACAAAAUCAUAUACACGAGCAUAUAUAUACAUAUCUAGAAACCAGCCACUUAGAGAGUUAAACCCAAGGAAAAACACCCACGACAUUGACCCAAUAAAACCUGCAUAAGAAGCAUUGGCUAGGGAGAUUCUAUUCUAUAUAAACACACGCUGCCUGAACCCCAAACCUCGACUUUUGAUCUCAAAGUAAACCUAAAAAAUUAACCCAAUUGAAUAUUUAUUCAAGAGAUGUGCGUAGGUUCCUCUUUUUGAAAUUCACUCGGCUCGUUUGUUACUCUUUCGUCCCGUUGGAAAGAACUAAUCUGAAUUUUAAACUAAAUCGAAAUCGAAAUCUAACUAAAGUCAACGCAAGAAACGAAUAUGCGUAACUAACUUGAUAAGGUUUUUGAGCCCUAAAAAUACCAUUACUAAAUACAUACAACUCACUUAAUUGUAAUAAAUGUUGACUGCUUUUUGAUUGAGCCUCGAUGUUUGUUGUAUUGGGGUAAAGUUUUUUAACGUUUACAUAAGUGAAACUAAGAAGUGUUUGAGUCCAUUUAGGAUACCUACCAUAUGAUACAAACAUACAUAUCUGAUAUCUGUUCGUUGUUAUUGUUAUUAUCUCUUGCAUCAGAUCUGAGUGUGUAAAUUUCGAUAGAGUUUGAAUCCGUUUUAGCUAAGGAGUUUAACUGAAUUUCCAGAGAUCCUACAUAAAUAAUUAAGUGUGUUUGUAUUUCAUGUUUCACGUUUCUUUGUGCAGUUAACCAGGUUUGUAAAUAAGCAAAUUACUCGAAUCGUUUGUAAAGUUACUAUCAACUAAACCAAAACCACCAAAUAAUUUAUGCAUUCAAAUGCGAUGACUUCGCUUGGUUAAAAUCUUGGUCGAAACAAUUCUGUUUGGCAAUUAGUUAAAAUAUAUAUUUCUGUUAUUGUUAACCAAACUUGGUCUACCCAUUCCAAGUUCCCUUAGUGGCAUUAUGUAAACCAAUCAAAGAGAAAACCAAAGCGAAAUAGAACGAAGGGUUACGAUAUACAUGAUGUAUUAAGAUCAAAUUAAACCGAAUACAUAUCAAUGUUUUAAGCAUAGCGAAAUGGAUUAAAACCCAAGCAAAAAGAAACGAAAAAAGUAUUUAAUAAAUAAAAGGUAUAUAUAUCUAUAUUGAAAUGGUUUCUCU